AUGUCAGUAUUGAGCACACGAAUACGCCGCUGUGUACAACUGAAAUUCCAAGCAAAAGUACCUUGCGAUCCUUUCAAAUCCCUGUUGAACGUUCAACAAGCGUCACAUCCCUGCUCCUUUUUGACUGCUUCCAGCUUCUCAGCAAAACAAAGGGUAUUCUCUACCUCCUCCACCACGUUCUCCGACUCUUCCGCCAACCCACCAAGACAUCCAUCACCGUAUCGACUUGUUCAACCUCACACAUUCCUUUCUCAAUUUGCGCCGUUACAUAUAGCAGGAUGGCGACUGGAUUCUAUAGUAGCACAAGAGCGACUCAUCAAUCCUCUAUCUACCAUAGAUGAGGUAUCUUCUUCGGCAGAUGAGAAGGAAGGAGGGGAUCUACAAGAUCGUAGACUUGUUAGAGCUUUUUCGAUGGGAGAAGGAAAAGAUGGAUGGAAAGAUACGAUGAAUUUCGUACAGAAAUCAGGUGAAAUCAUAGACACUGAAGACCAUCAUCCAACGAUACUCAUAAUACCUUCAACCGAUUAUACACCUUCUUCACCCUCGUUAGUAUCGUCAAAAGAAGUGAAUGGAUAUAUAGUAGAGAUAUCAACACAUACACAUACACCUCUACCACCAUAUCCAAAAUCAACUAAAGACGCCAUAAAGAUGAGACCUGGAAUCACGGCAAAGGAUAUACGACUAGCUGAGAAAUUGGAAGAAAGCUGGAAAGCGAUAAUGGGUGGGAAAGAGAAGAUUGAAAUGAAAAAGGAAUAG
Kwoniella shivajii is the source of this 756-nucleotide messenger RNA. RefSeq lists its product as uncharacterized. Gene Ontology annotation, biological process: tetrahydrobiopterin biosynthetic process. The coding region runs from base 1 to 756 and encodes 251 amino acids. The transcript is spliced from 2 exons. Gene Ontology annotation, molecular function: 4-alpha-hydroxytetrahydrobiopterin dehydratase activity. NCBI's taxonomy places the organism in Eukaryota, Fungi, Basidiomycota, Tremellomycetes, Tremellales, Cryptococcaceae. The record is from RefSeq and is a predicted model, not a curated record.